Fulvia fulva is the source of this 1071-nucleotide messenger RNA. RefSeq names its product Mitochondrial metalloendopeptidase OMA1. Gene Ontology annotation, cellular component: mitochondrial inner membrane. NCBI's taxonomy places the organism in Eukaryota, Fungi, Ascomycota, Dothideomycetes, Mycosphaerellales, Mycosphaerellaceae. Gene Ontology annotation, molecular function: metalloendopeptidase activity. The record is from RefSeq and is a predicted model, not a curated record. The transcript is spliced from 2 exons. Bases 1 to 1071 code for a protein of 356 amino acids. Gene Ontology annotation, biological process: mitochondrial protein processing; protein quality control for misfolded or incompletely synthesized proteins.
AUGUCCGUACCGCGCACCUUGCUGGCCUUCCGUCCAGCCCUCCGAUCAGCAACCCGAAGCUUCACGACCACCACAUCGACGCCAUCAUUCACCUCACGAUCGAGCAUACCCUUCCAGCAGCCACGACCGCGGACAGACUGGCAGCAGACAUGGCAUCAAUCUCAGAAGCGCACAUACCGACGACAAGCAUUCAGCUACCGGCGCUUCCAACAAUCGCGAGCCCUCUUUCAGACCUGCGCUGCACGACCAACCUUCUACUAUGAAGUCGGUGGCAUAGCCUUCAUCGUUGGAGCUUUCUACGUCUACAACCUCGAAGCCGUCCCAGUCUCUGGCCGCAACCGUUUCAACAUCGUCAGCCGGGAAACAGAACAAGCCAUAGGCGGACAAAUGUACCAGCAGACCAUGCAAGAGUUCAGCGGAAAGCUCAUGUCGCCUCUCAGCAAAGAACACCGUCAAGUGCAAAGAGUCCUCGAUCGCUUGAUCCCACACUCAGGCCUGGCAGAUGAGAAGUGGGAGAUACACGUCAUCAACGACGAUAUGAAGAACGCGUUCGUGAUACCCGGCGGGAAGGUGUUCGUCUUCCGAGGCAUUCUGGAUAUAUGUCAAGGCGACGAUGGGCUGGCUGCUGUCUUGGGGCAUGAGAUUGCCCAUAAUGUGGCGCAUCAUGCUGCCGAGAGGAUGAGCCAGAGCUUCCUUACCUUGCCGGUGGUGCUGAUCACCAGUCUUCUUGUCGGCGGCGAUGCAAGUCUCUGGCAGUUCGUCAGUCAGCUAGCUUUCACAUGGCCUGGUUCUCGGACUCAGGAAGCCGAGGCCGACUAUAUUGGAUUGCUGAUGAUGUCGGAAAGUUGCUAUAACCCUGAGGCUGCUGUUGGGUUGUGGCUUCGGAUGGAGAAGGAGGAGCAAGCUGCGCCGCCUCAGUUCUUGAGUACUCAUCCUUCCAGUCAUAAUCGAGUUGAAAAGAUUAGAUCGUGGCUACCGGAGGCUGAGGUCAAAUAUGAAAGCGGCGAUUGUGCUGCUAUUAGACCUUUUGCCAACGACUUCCGACAAGCCACCGGCUUGGCGCGAUGGUGA